CUGGUUCUAUUAAUUGAGUUUUGAUAAAAUUGAAUUUCUGAGAAAAACAGUUUUGAAAUGGAGAGGUGGGUUGUGGACAUAUCCGAGUGGGACCCAACCCCCCAAGACUUGUCCUUCGCCCUCUCUGUUCUUCCUCCAUCUCAGCAAUCCUCCGUCACCAGAUAUGUACGUCUGGAAGACCGGAAACGGGCACUUGUGAGCCGGUUGCUUCAGUAUGCUCUUGUACACCAAGUCUUGGCAAUCCCGUAUGAUCAGAUUGUCAUUAACCGCACCUUGGAAGGCAAACCGUAUCUGGAAUGUGAUGAAGUUUGCGUGGAUUUUCCCAAUUUUAAUUUCAAUGUAUCGCAUCAUGGUGACUAUGUGGCUAUAGCAUCAGAACCUUUAUGCCUUGUGGGGGUUGACAUUGUUUCCAUAGUCAUUCCUCAGGAUGAGACUGUCAUAGAAUUCCUUCAAAGCUUCUCCUCAUACUUUUCAAGUUUUGAAUGGCAUAACAUUUGCACUGCUGGCACAAACAAUGAUAUGCUGAUUGAGUUUUACAGAUAUUGGUGUCUGAAAGAAGCUUUUGUCAAAGCAAUUGGGAGUGGACUGGCAUAUGAUUUGGACAAAGUGGAAUUUCAUCACAGUUGCUGGGCAAACAUUUCUGUUAACAUUGAGGGCAAGGCUACGAGAGAGUGGCGCUUUUGGCUUCUAGAUUUGGGAAAGAAUCAUUUGGUAUCCAUUGCAAGGGGUCAUCCAAGAUCAGCUUCUGGGAGUUACAUGAGAACAUUAAGACGAUCGGAGUUUGAUGAAAAGGAAUAUCAUGCAGCUCUUCAUCUUCCAAAUGUAGGGUUUGUCUCGAGAACUGUAGAACAACUAAUUCCGGUUUCACACAAAGCCCCUGUACAUCACACCUAGAAGUUUAUUUAUGAUGUCACUGUAGCAGGCUGUCUUGUACAGAAGUCAGAAAAUAUGAAAAUCAAACAGUAGCAGCACUUUCAACAUACGCUGCAGCACAGUGCCUCUCCCAUCACCAUAUUACAGUAUGCAUAUUGUACCUAGAAUAGUUCUUUUAUUAGAGCCCACUGACAAGCUACUUUUGUUGA
Molecule: messenger RNA, 1082 nt
Organism: Rosa chinensis
Lineage: Eukaryota; Viridiplantae; Streptophyta; Magnoliopsida; Rosales; Rosaceae
Product: L-aminoadipate-semialdehyde dehydrogenase-phosphopantetheinyl transferase
Exons: 5
Coding region: 58-894 (278 amino acids)
Cellular component (GO): cytosol
Molecular function (GO): magnesium ion binding; holo-[acyl-carrier-protein] synthase activity
Source: RefSeq, a predicted model, not a curated record